Molecule: messenger RNA, 3323 nt
Organism: Octopus bimaculoides (California two-spot octopus)
Lineage: Eukaryota; Metazoa; Mollusca; Cephalopoda; Octopoda; Octopodidae
Product: 2-hydroxyacyl-CoA lyase 2
Biological process (GO): L-valine biosynthetic process
Cellular component (GO): acetolactate synthase complex
Molecular function (GO): flavin adenine dinucleotide binding; magnesium ion binding; thiamine pyrophosphate binding
Source: RefSeq, a predicted model, not a curated record
CAGUUAUUAAACAGGGUAACACAACACCGCCGACACCGGUUGGUGAUUAGCUCAAACAAAUAUCGAUGUUUACAUAGAGGAGUUGAGAGAUCUCAAGCACCGACCGUUGGCUCUGAUCUGAGACAGGACACCAACAGUUACUGCUUCCAACGGUUUGACCAUAUCAGGAUGGAUCAGUGCUUCAGUGGUUACCAUCUGUUGACAUUGGGGCUGUCUACCCUCGCUUUUGGUUCUCUGUUCGGUCUGAAGCGGUUGGGGUUACUUUAUCAAUGGAGACAUAAGUUUGAUCCCAAGAUUAAAAAAAAUGGUGGAGAUUUAGUGGCAGAAACUCUAAAGGCUCAUGGGGUCAAAAACAUUUUCACCUUAGUUGGUGGCCAUAUAUCUCCAAUCCUGGUUGCUUGUGAAAGACUUGGUAUUAGAGUUGUUGACACACGACAUGAAGUUACCAGUGUUUUUGCAGCUGAUGCUGUUGCUAGAAUGUCUGGGACAAUUGGUGUGGCUGCUGUCACUGCAGGACCAGGUGUCACUAACACUGUGACUGCUGUCAAAAAUGCCCAGAUGGCAGAAUCUCCAGUUUUGCUCAUAGGUGGCGCUGCAGCAACAUUGCUCAAGGGCCGUGGAUCUUUGCAAGACAUUGACCAGCUUUCCUUGUUUAAGUCUCUUUGUAAAUUCACAGCCUCAGUAUCGACUGUUAAAGAAAUUGUGCCAACACUACAGAAAGCUAUCCAAACAGCUCAAAGCGGAACCCCAGGCCCAGUUUUUGUUGAAUUCCCCAUUGAUGUUCUCUAUCCUUAUGAAACUGUGAAGAAAGAAAUGGGAAUGAAAGAUUCUGGCAAAGGUUUGAUGCAGAAUAUUGUGAACUGGUAUCUCCAGAAUCACUUGAACAAUUUGUUCUCUGGUGCUUUUGAAGAUCGUGAUAUGUCUCCUCUUCAUGUGGACAUACCAAAGCCUUCUCCCUCUCAAGUGCAGAAAUGUGCCGAAUUACUCUCCAAGGCCAAGAAACCAGUUUUCAUAUUGGGAAGUCAAAUUACACUGCCACCAGUUCCUGUAGAAAACCUAUGUCAAUCUCUUGAGAAUAUUGGCGUUCCAUGUUUCCUUGGUGGUAUGUCACGUGGACUUUUAGGAAGAAAUAACCCUUUACAGAUGAGACAGCAGCGUCGGGAGGCACUGAAAGAGGCUGACCUUAUCGUUCUUGCUGGAACUGUUUGUGAUUUCCGUCUUGGAUAUGGUCGGUCACUGAACAGAAAAGCGAAAAUAAUUACUGUCAACCGUUCCAAAGAACAGCUGUAUAAAAAUUCCGAUAUGUUUUGGAAACCAACUGUUGCCAUCCAGGGAGAUGCUGCUACAUUUGUCACUCAACUGUCUUCAACACUUCAAGGUUACAAGUGUGACCCAGAAUGGUUGUCCACAUUACGGGAAAGAGAUAAUCUGAAAGAGAAAGCAAACGAGAAAAAAGGUGAAGAAAAAACAGAUAAACACCUGAAUCCAGUUAAACUGUUGCAACUGACUGAAGAGAUUCUUACAGAUGACAGCAUUCUUGUAGCUGAUGGGGGUGACUUUGUGGGUACUGCUUCCUACAUUCUCAGACCCCGUGGCCCUUUAUGUUGGUUAGAUCCUGGUGCAUUUGGAACUCUUGGCGUUGGUGGAGGAUUUGCACUUGGAGCCAAAAUUUGUCGUCCAGAAAGCGAUGUGUGGAUUAUAUAUGGUGAUGGUUCUCUUGGAUUUAGUGUAGCUGAGUUUGAUACUUUUACACGACACAAGAUGCCUGUUAUUGCUCUUGUUGGUAAUGAUGCUGGUUGGACACAGAUUUACAGGGAACAAGUACCGAUGUUUGGCAGUAGCGUCGCCUGUGACCUAAGUUUCUCGUCCUACCAUACUGUUGCCGAGGGUUUUGGCGGUAAAGGUUACCAACUGGACAGAAGCAAUGAAGAACAGAUACCGACAAUACUCAGACAAUGCCAAAAGGAUGCCAGAGAAGGUCACAGUGUUCUGAUUAAUGCUUUGAUUGGUAAAACUAACUUCCGAGAAGGCAGCAUAUCCGUUUAACAGCUGCAGCAGCAACAACAGUUGGAACAACAACAACCAUAAUAAUAAUUAUAAUGAUAAUAAACAAUAACAGUGCAAUGCAAUUUGUAGGAAAAUGACUUUGUUUAAUUGAAUUAAACAAAUUGAACAAUAUUUUGACAGAUUGUUCUUGAAUUCAAAAUGUAAAAUGAAAAGAAUAUAUUGUUAUAUUUCUUGAUGGUCAUUUUUUCUUUGUUAAAUAAACACAAACUGUAUAUAUUCAUUCUUCACUUCAGAUUUAGUAUUGUUCUUUGUCUGAAAAUCUGUUGUUACAGGAUGUGUGAUGAAAGAUUUUUCAGACAAAAGACAAUAAAAUAAAAACAAUGAAAAAUCUGAAGUGAAGAACAAGUACGUAGUGUGUGUGUGUGUGUGUGUUUGUUUGUUUGACAAAAGCAAAACAAAAACGACCAUCCAGAAAUAUAACAAUAUCUGUUUCAGCAAUUUCACAUCAGGAAUCUUGCAGAACAUUAUAGAAAAGAACUCAAAAAUAGGGAAAUUCAAUAAUUAACAGGAAUAUCCUGUAUCUUGUUUUUUUUAGAGAAAAUGCUGUCCUCAGUUUUGGGUUUUCCAUGACUGGUAACAAGGAAAAAGGAAAAACCUGAUGAUAUCAUUAUGUUUAAAAAGAAACACAGGACAUUCCUGUUCAUAUUUUGGAUUUCUGAGGUUUUAUUGUGUUUUUUUCUUUUUACAUUUUGAACGCAAAGAAGAAGCGGUCUGUUGAAAUAUUGUUCAAUUCAUUCACUUCAAUGAACAGAGUCAAUCUGUUACAAAUUGCAUCACACCCUUCUUGUUGCUUAAUUUACCUCUGUGAAGAGUUACAUCUGUCUUCGUAAAUUAAUAAUAAUAAAUAAUGAUGAUGAUAAUAAUAAUAAUAAUAAUAAUAAUAAUGGUGAUUUCAUAUUUUGUUUGAUACAAGGCCAGCAAUUUCAGAGGAAUAUGAAUAUACAAACAUUGCCACCUACCUACAUACGUUCAUACAUACAUGUGUGUAUCUGUGUGUUUGUAUAAGGAUAAUAAUGGUAGUGGUGACAGUCACAGAGUAGAUAUGAAACAAGAAAAAAAUAAAAAGAAAUUAAAUAAGCUGCCUUUUUCCAUUUAUGAUGGACUGUUUUAUGAAAUACACACACACAUGCACACACAAUACACACACACCUUGUUGCUAUGUCUGUUAGAUCUACUGAAAAUUUAUUGAACGAGUUUUCAUUUCCAAACAAAUUCCAUUUCUAUUUCUAUAAUAAAACAAUUAAAUCUUGUCAAAA